Messenger RNA from Leptomonas pyrrhocoris, 1377 nucleotides. RefSeq lists its product as hypothetical. The transcript has a single exon. NCBI's taxonomy places the organism in Eukaryota, Euglenozoa, Kinetoplastea, Trypanosomatida, Trypanosomatidae. The record is from RefSeq and is a predicted model, not a curated record. Bases 1 to 1377 code for a protein of 458 amino acids.
AUGGAGAGCUACAAGGAUGUCAUAGUCAGCCAGCCUCCGGCGAUGUACGCCCAGUCGGGUUACACCACCAAAUUCUCCGUAGAAAACUACAAGGGCAUUCUCCUGUGCGAGCGGCCGUCCAACCUCGGCUCCGUCAGCGGCGGUGAGGGCGGCGGCGCAAACGGAUCGGCCGUCCCCUUCGUCCCGUCCAACCCCACCGGCAACCCGGUUGGGUACGCCCCGUCCAGGGAGUCCCGCGAGGUCACCGCCGAGCACAUCGCACGUCGUGUGCACAACCAAAAGCAGCAAAAACAGAAAACCUGUCAGGCGCUGUCGCGGCACCGGCGGUGGCUGCGCAGCUUCGCCAAGCAGAUGAAGUCGAUGAAAGAGUCAGAGCGGCAGUGCGAGGUGGAGGCGGCGCGGCGGGCUGCCCGUUUCCGCGAGAGCGAGCAGCAGAAGCUCGCGCAGCAGCAGCAGCAGCAGCAGGCGGACGCAGCAGCGACGUCGUCGCAGUCCGGUGCUGCCGUGCCGUACGACAUGCACAAGGCGAUGGAGGGCCACGUCGCGGCGACCCGCAAGGUGCCCGCGCCGGCGUCGCGCAAGCCGAAGUGGGCCAUGACGGAGGAGGAGGCGAUGGACGACGAGCUCGCCAUCGACCGCGACCUCCUCGACUUCGCCGAGCACCUGGAUUACGAAAGGUUCAUCUCCGACUUUGAGGUGGCGGAGGCGCUGGGAGUGAUGCGGGACCGCGUGGAGCAGAUUGCGAAGGCGAAUGACUGGUCGGUGGAGGACAUCCGCCGCAGCAACGCCGAGGCAGGCGACGAGGACGACGUGGACUCGACCGUGACGCCCUCGGAGGCGCAGGUGCUCCUGCAGCAACCACGUGGCCCGACCACCGGCGUCGCUGCCACGGGGGCUCGCGCUGCUCUUCCGGGCUCGCAGGCAGCGCACACACACAACUGGGACAGCAGUACCGGCCGUGGCCGCCUCCUGAAGAAGGCGAUCAGCCGCGACGCCGUGGCACUGGCGGAGCGCCUCUUCGCCGCCUCGCCGUCGCUGCAGAAGAUCCACACGAAGCAGAGCCUGGCUCGGGUGCUGCAGCGCUGCGCUCUGGAAGGCUACGUCGAUGUGACGGAAGCCGCACUCGUGCAGGCGGGGGGCACGCGCUCUGCUAUCAAAACCAGCGCCUCAUCACCACCGCCUCCUGCUGCCGGUGCGUCCGCGAAGGAGCCGGUGGCCGUGCCGGAACCGGUGGUGGUGCACGUGAGCGCAGACGCGCUGCCGGCGGACGCGACAGCGGACGGUAUGCCGAGUCAGCCACGCAUCCUGCGUGAGUUGCAGCAGUCAAAGGAACGCACACAAGGGCUGCCCUACCUUUAUCGCUGUCCUGCCAUCUAG